Molecule: messenger RNA, 1131 nt
Organism: Rotaria sp. Silwood1
Lineage: Eukaryota; Metazoa; Rotifera; Eurotatoria; Philodinida; Philodinidae
Source: the annotation of a GenBank genome assembly
AUGACAACACAAGCUGUAUCAUUAUUAUGCCCUUUAACGAUGGCAUUAUUUCGUGAUCCAGUCUUAGCUCAAGAUGGCCACACAUAUGAGAGAGAAGCUAUCGAAGACUGGAUCCGAAAAAAUGGUACAAGUCCUAAAACGGAUCAACCGUUGUCACUUGAACAUUUAUAUCCAAAUCAUUUGGUUAAAAAAUUAGUUGGUGCAUUUGAAACAUCAUUAAUCGAAAAAAAUUAUCAAUUUAUAUUAAAUGUCGAUAUUAAAAAAAAGCGAGGUCGUCCCCUAUUUCAAACAUUCGGAAAAGCGAUAUUUCUUGCCGAAUGGUUGCCAACUAAUUCUAAUCAACCAGAAAUUAUUAUUUUAAAAAUUGACGGUGCUCGCGCAUUAAAAGAAGCAUCAUUCUAUGUUAAUUUAACUCGUCAUCCACGCAUUGUUCGCACGUUUGGUUUUAUAUCGGAUGAAAAAACUGAUAACGAAAAUAAUUCAGUCAUGAUACUACAAGAAUAUGCACCUGAAGGAAGUCUUUAUGAAUUGUUACAAGAACGAGAAACAGUACCCGAUGAAAAGAUUCUUAUCGAAAUAUUUCUACAGAUUGCUGAUGCCAUGAUAUUUUUGGCAUACAAUAACAUUGUUCACGGAGAUUUAGCUUGUCGCAACGUUCUUAUUUUUCGUUUCGAUGAGACUAAUACAAAAAACAAUAUUGUUAAAGUGACUGAUUUUGGACUCAGUCGACAAAGCAAAAUUUAUUCAAAAACGUCAGGAUCUGCACGAACAACACUCGAUAUUGUUCCCACUCGAUAUGCUGCACCAGAAAUACUAACACCAAAUUCAAAAUCUGAUGAUUAUACAGAAAAAUCAGAUGUGUAUUCAAUGGGAGUAUUAAUGUGGGAAGCAUACUCUCGAGGUGCAAUACCAUGGUCAAAAGUAGAUAAAGAUGCAGAGAUAAUUCAAAACGUUAUGAACGGUAUUUUAUUACCUCAACCAUCGAAAUGUAGCUUAAAAUUUUGGAACAUUAUUACAAAGACUUGGUCUAAAUUACCUCCUGAUCGACCAACAUUCAAACAAUUGAAGCAUCUAUUGACAGAACAAACUUACUUUACAGGUAAAAUUUUGUUACUGGGCAAGAACUACUGA